AUGGCUGGUGCAUCAAAGUCUAUCCUUCUCCGAGGUGGUCGUGUCCUAAUAUUCGACUCGGAGAAGAAUGCGACAUUUCCAACACUUGAUAUACUCGUGGAAGAUACUAUCAUAUCGAAGAUUGCCCCGCUCGUUGCGGUAGGACCAAACACCCAGGUCAUUGAUGCAACCGGGAAAAUUGUUUGCCCUGGGUUCGUCGAUAGCCAUCGUCAUCUCUUCCAAUCUCACAUAAGAACUUCAGUCGCGAACCAAACCCUGCUAGAAUAUUGCGGACAUCUCCUCUUGGGUAGAGUCACAUUCUAUAAACCGCACGAUGUCUACCUGGCCCAGCUAGGUGCAGCAACCGAAGCAAUCCAUUGCGGAGUUACCACGGUGCUCGAUCAUUCCCACAUUCAACUAUCUGAAGAGCAUAUCGCACAAUGCAUCAAGGCCAGCAUUGAGUCUGGAAUUCGAAGCAUUUACUGUUUCGCACCUUAUGGUUUGCCUGAGAGUAUCAAUCCCUUGAAGUUCUCCGACAAGCCGCACGAACUUCACCAGCAGCAGCUAGAUUUAUUCUAUAAGCUGUCCGAACAGUCUCCCCUUGGCAGUUCUAAAAACGAUGGGCGACUAACACUCGGGAUUGGCUAUGAUGGCAUCGAAUACCGUCCAGUUGAAGACACGAAAAAGCUGUUGGAAUUUGCCCACGGUCGAAAGUAUCCAAUCACAUUUCAUGAUUGCCAUCGCCACGGCAUGUCUGCCAUGAAAUUUCUACAAGAAAACAAUCUCUUAUCCGAUACUAUGGUGCUAUCCCAUUUCAACUUUCCCUCAGAGGAAGAUUUUGCUGCGGCAAAAGCGCACGGGGUAGGCAUAUCUUCUACGCCAGAGUCUGAGAUGCAAAUGUCACACGGGUGGCCUGAAGCAUUCCCAGCUAUGAGGUAUGGUUGUAAGACCGGUCUCGGUGUUGAUUCAAGCGCGAUUUGUAGUGGAGAUUUAUUUGCUGCAAUGCGCAUCUGCUUGCAAACACAGAGAGCUCGCGACAACCAUGAAUUAGCUUCUCGGAACAAGAUUCCAAAGCGACUUCGAGCAACGGUAGACCAAGUACUCUACAUGGCCACCUUAGGUGGGGCAGAGGCGAUCCAUCUGGAUUCGGAGAUUGGGAGCAUCGAGGUUAGAAAACGAGCAGAUAUUGUUGUUAUAAGUACUGACUCGCCUUGCAUGGUUGCUGCAAGCGAUCCUGCUGCAGCGCUGGUCUUGCAUGCUUCGCCUUCCGAUGUUGAGUCUGUUAUUGUAAAUGGGGAAAUGGUGAAGGAGAAUGGCAAGCUGUUGAAGGUUGAUUGGCCAAAACUGAAGCAUGAGUUAGUAGAAAACAUGAAGGAACUGGAAGCUCGUUGGAAAGGUGUGGAUUGGAGUUGGAAUACAGAUGAGUUAGCGGAGGCAUGGUAUAUGACCGACAAAUUAGAGUAG
Molecule: messenger RNA, 1443 nt
Organism: Venustampulla echinocandica
Lineage: Eukaryota; Fungi; Ascomycota; Leotiomycetes; Helotiales; Pleuroascaceae
Exons: 1
Coding region: 1-1443 (480 amino acids)
Molecular function (GO): hydrolase activity, acting on carbon-nitrogen (but not peptide) bonds
Source: RefSeq, a predicted model, not a curated record